AUGUCGCUUUCUGACUUGCCGCCGCAUAUCAUCCCUGGCGCCUCAGACUAUCAGCAGACCCAACAGCCGCUGGGGCAGGCCAGCAGAAAUUGGGCCUACAAAUACUGCUUCCAGGCGCCCACACACUUCAUUCCCAUCAGCCGCCUCUCACUCUCAUCUUUUGGUCCCCCACAAGGCCCUCUCUCUCGGCUCCUCUGUUUGCGUGAAGAAGCGGCGGAAGCGAUGGCGCUCGCGUACAUGCUUGCUGCGGCGCUCGUGCUCGCGGCCGCGGGGCCGGCCGCGGCGCAGCCGACGAACGCGCUGCCCGGAAAGCCGCCGGUCGUGUUCAAUGGGACGGUGCUUCCCGACAGGACCUUCGUCGAGAGCACCUUCCUUCAAGUGGCCACCGGCUCCGCAGCCCGCCAGAGCUACAACGACUUCGACCUGUACAACUUCCUGACCAACACGGAGUGCCUGGAAGCCAGCUUCGAUUCGUGGGCGGCCUUUGGAGUGCCGCUCGACCCUGUUCUGGUCGCCGGAGGCCCCCCCCCGAUCGGCGCCAACCGGGCGAACAUCUCCCCCGAGCUGCUGCCGUUCGCACAGGAGACCGCCCGCGACGAGGCGGGCCACGUCAGGCUGAUCCGCGAGGCGAUCGCGGAUCUGGCCUCCCCGUGCCCCCUGCUCAACUUCACGGCGUUCGCGGACUACUUCGGGAACGCGGUCACGCGCAAGUUCGGCAAGAAGUACGCGGGGCCCCCCUUCUUCGACCCCUACUUCGAUGACGUCACCAUCUUCCUGGCCAUCUGGUCGCUCGAGGAGAUCGGCGCCACCGGGGAUAAGGGCAUCACGGUCCUUAUGGAGAACGCGACCAUGCGCGACGGCGCCGCGGGUCUGGCGGUGUCGGCGGGCUACCAGGCGGCCGCGCAGCGGUGGAUUCUGUGGGAGCGGCGCAACAGGCUGGUGGAGCCGUUCAAGCUGACCGUUGCCCAAGUCGCGGAGGCCAUCUCUGAGUAUCGCGACAGCCUGGACGGCCCGCAGGAUGACGACCAGCCACUGUUCUACAGGGGUGGCAUCAACAUCGUUCCCACUGACGCGAACGGCGUUACUUACUCGCGCACGCCUCAGCAGGUCCUGAGCAUUCUCACCUUCGGCGCCGAGGACGGCAAGGGCGGCUUCUUCCCCAACGGUGUGAACGGGCGCAUCAACCUGCCCACCCCCAUCGGCCCGGUUUACCGCAGCACCCGCCCGGGGACCGUUUACCCGGCCUACGACCAGACCGGUUUCGCUGACCCAAACACGGUUGACGAGCGCUUCGGCGAGACUCCGUUCCUUCCCGGAACUCCGUUCAACAGCGAGCCUCCGGCGCCGGACGUAGGGAUCCCCCCCGAGGCGAAGUUUGACGAGUACCUGAGGCAGAAACGUGCCCCGACUGUCCCGAAGCUGCCCUUUGGUCCUGCCCCGGGGCCUUCCCCCGAGCGCAAAGAGGAGGAGAAAAAGGAGGAGAGAAAGGAGGGGAGAAAUGAGGAGAGGAAGGAGGAGAGGAAGGAAGGGAAGAAGGACGAGAAAAAGGACAGGAAGGAGUAUAAGCCUUAG
This is a messenger RNA of Klebsormidium nitens, 1572 nucleotides long. NCBI's taxonomy places the organism in Eukaryota, Viridiplantae, Streptophyta, Klebsormidiophyceae, Klebsormidiales, Klebsormidiaceae. The record is from the annotation of a GenBank genome assembly.